Molecule: messenger RNA, 234 nt
Organism: Adineta steineri
Lineage: Eukaryota; Metazoa; Rotifera; Eurotatoria; Adinetida; Adinetidae
Source: the annotation of a GenBank genome assembly
AUGAUUAUUCUUGGACUUAUUUUUAGUUUUAUUCUUGAUUCAAAAGAUUCAAAAAUAAUUGAUCCAUUAUUAUUAAUAUCUCGAAAUGAAAUAUUUCCAUGGUGUUCAUCAACAAAAGUGAAUAUUCUUUCAGUAUAUUUUAAACCGAAUUAUCUUCGAUGUUUUUUUAGAAAACACAAGGACAAUGAAAUUUCAAAGAAUGGCAACUCUGAUGAACAAGAAACGAUGCUCUAA